AUGGCGGCUGCCUGUGAGCUCCUGCUCGUGUACGACUGCCUGAUGCUGCCGGGUUAUGAGAACCUCCUGUUUGCUCAUUCCAGCUGGUACACGUACGCCGCCACCAUGCGCAUCUACAAACACUGGGACUUCCAUGUGUCUGAGCCCCACACAGCCACUGGGAAACUGUCCUUCAGCAGCUACCCUGGUUUCCUGGAGUCUCUGGAUGACUUCUACCUCCUGGGCAGCGGUCUGAUGAUGACCCAGACCAGCAACGAAGUCUUCAACUCGUCCUUGUUUGACAAAAUCACCCCAAUAAGCCUACUGGCAUGGCAGAGGGUCAGACUGGCCCACAGUUUGGCUCAUACAGGAGAGGAAUGGGCCCAGAUCUUCUCCAUGCACAACUCUGGUACCUACAACAAUCAGUACAUGGUCCUGGACAGGAGUAAAAUCAAACUGGCCCACAGCGUUGAGGAUGGCGCUCUGACUGUGGUGGAGCAGAUCCCAGGAUUGGUGCAGUAUUCUGACCAGACACAAGCUCUGCGUCAAGGUUACUGGCCUUCCUACAACAUUCCCUUCCACCAGAACAUCUACAUACUUAGCGGUUACGGAGAAAUGUGGAAGGAGCGUGGAAACCAAUUCUCCUAUGACCUUUGCUCCAGAGCCAAGAUCUUCCGUCGCGACCAGGCCAAUGUGAAAGAUCUGGACUCGUUGAAGUACAUCAUGAGAUUCAACGACUAUAAGAAGGAUCCAUACUCUGAGGGCAAGCCCUGCCGUACCAUCUGCUGCCGUGGUGACCUGAAAGCAGAGAAGUCUUCACCAAGAGGUUGCUAUGACACCAAGGUGACAGAUUUCCACAUGGCGGGGGAUUUUGUUGCAGAGGCAGUGAACGGGCCAACGACGCAGGACGGACUCCCACCGUUCUCCUGGGAUAAAUUCAGCAGCGUCAGCCACCGGGGCCUCCCACUGUACUACAACUUCACAUUUGUCCAGAUGAAGCCUCUUCUCUCUGAGCCGUGAGGUGUGUGUGUGUGUGUGUGUGUGUGUGUGUGUGUCUGGACAACCAUGACCAGAUUAUAAACUUUAAAACAGAUUUAAAAUCUGAGUUCAAGCACAAAUUUCUCUCAG
Molecule: messenger RNA, 1107 nt
Organism: Nematolebias whitei (Rio pearlfish)
Lineage: Eukaryota; Metazoa; Chordata; Actinopteri; Cyprinodontiformes; Rivulidae
Product: phospholipase B-like 1
Exons: 7
Coding region: 1-999 (332 amino acids)
Biological process (GO): phospholipid catabolic process
Cellular component (GO): extracellular region
Molecular function (GO): glycerophospholipase activity
Source: RefSeq, a predicted model, not a curated record